Messenger RNA from Cuscuta epithymum, 6598 nucleotides. NCBI's taxonomy places the organism in Eukaryota, Viridiplantae, Streptophyta, Magnoliopsida, Solanales, Convolvulaceae. The record is from the annotation of a GenBank genome assembly.
UAUAGAGGGACCCAUGAAUAGUGAUGGCCUUUAGUUUCUUCCACACAUUUGAAUAUCUACAUACGUACCAUCUUCAUCAUUGAACAACAAGCCAAAAGUUCCACUAGAGACUUCAUUUCAGGCGCCGCGAGGAAGAAGAAAAAUGAGUCCAUAGCACUAUUCUUCAACAGGAACUCAAUUCCAUCAUCAUCUUCAUCAUAUGACUUUUGUGCUUCAAGCUAUUCUGAAGUUGCCUAUAUAAAGAGCCAUUUUGGAGCUGCAAAGGAGACACGAAUUCGGAGAGAAAUCUCCCCCUUCUUUCUUUAGCUUUGUUCAUAGUAGUAGCAAUAAAAUAAAAGUGAUUCUUUCAGGAACACUUUCUGUAAAAUUUCAGUUUGUAAUUUACAUUCCAGAAUUUCAGUUCUAUAUAUUUCAACAAUAAAGUUCAUUUGGAGAUAUCAGUUCGAAGUUAAUCAGUUCCAGCUUAAUCUGAGGAUUUCAAUCUUUUCUGUUCCAGUUCAUCCAUGUUCAUUAUUUAUGCCUUCAGGUUUUUAUCAGAAUACUCACUUUAAUUUCUUUAAUCUGUUAAAUUUAUUAUGUCUUUCAUGAAUUUUACUCUUAUUUUGUUUACUAUAAUUAUGUGUAACUAAAUUAGUUUAGGCUUGGGCAAGAUGUAAAUUUUACUGUUAAUGUUCAUAUGAUAAUAAUUGGUUAAAACUCUUACUUGGUUAAUUUUAGGGUGUUGGGUUGAAUGUUCUAAUCUGCUAAAUACAUUAUAAUUGGAAAUGAAUAUUAUCACGGGAGUGAAAUUUCAUUAAAAUCCAUUUAGUUAAUUCACCCACUAAAUUGCUACACGGAAGUGUUAAGGAAUUUAGGAUAAUUUGAUUUUGUACUUUUUACUGUCUUAAUAAAAUUACCGCGGGAGCGGAAUUAAUUUAAGAUAGUGUAAUCAACUAAGUCGUGGGAACGAUUAGAAGAUUACCAUUUGAAAAUCUUUCACACACCUAAAAGUAACCAAGUUAAUCAGUUAAAUCUUUAUUAUUAUGAACAUGAAAAUAAAAUUACUCUUAGCCCAAGCCUAAUUUUCGCUAUAUCAUUAAUUAUUAAAUUAUCAAGUAUUAUGAUUUAUUUUAUUUCCUAGCAAUUUCUCAUUUAUAAAAACAAGAUAAAAAACUCUGUUCACUUAGCUCCAUUGCAAAAUGUUAUCAAUUUGUGAUUAGCUAAAAAUCAAUCAUUAAUUCUAGUUCUCUUUUUGAGCCAUUCUCUAGCGGAACGAUACUCACUUACUCUAUACUAUAUCGUUACAAGCCAAUUAAAACAUCAUUUCCAUUCACAUUUUUACACCAUUUCACACUACACAUUUUGGCAUGUCACGAUUUUGGUGCCGUUGCCGGGGAAUGGCAUAGUUUUAUUGAUUGAUUAUUAGUUAAUAUUAGUGUUUGUUUUUAUUUAUUUGGAGACUAAGUGUUUUUAUUUCAUGUUAUCAUCACUUGUUUUUAGUUUCCAAUUGUAAAAAAAAAAAAGUAGGGUAUGCAUACUCGCUCUCAAGGGAGUGAAGGAUUGCAACCACUUAACCUUGAUUUUGAAAAAGAAUUAAGGAAAAGAAGAAAGGCCCAAAUCCUUGAACUUAAAAUUCCAAAUCAGAUCAUGGAGGACCUUCACAACAAUCCCAAUAAUCCAAAUAGCCAAAACCAAAUUUCAAAUCCAAAUCCAAAUCCUACGCCACCACAAAAUACCCCUAUAAAUACACCCAUUGAUACUCCAAGAGAUAGACAUAAUCCUUUCUUUGGAGAUCAAAGACCCCCUGGAUUUGAAAAUUUCCAACAAAUUCCUCCUCUAACACAACCCAACCCUUAUCCACCACACCCCUACCAAAACUACCAAAAUCACCAAAACCAACCUCCACCAUAUCCAUACACAUACCCUUAUCCUUACACACCUCCUCCAUUUAUGCACCCAUACCAACCUCACCCAUAUGGCCAAUACUACCAACACCCACAAAAUCAACAAGGUCAAGGGCAAUACAUAAGACAACAACAACAAGGCAGAAGACUUCUUGAUUAUGUUGCAGGUGAAAUUGAGGAACAAGAUAGCAUUCUCUAUCCAGGCGUGGAUGCAGCGAAUUUUGAGAUCAAACCAGCACUUAUCUCAUUGGUAUCAGCCAACAAAUUUGGCGGAUCAAAGAAUGAAGAUCCAACGAGCCAUGUGAAACAGUUUUUGAGAGUUCUCCAAACUCUUAAACUAAAUGGAGCCUCUGUUGAUGCCAUCAGACUCAGAUUGUUCCCAUUCUCACUGAGGGAUGAAGCAUUGAGUUGGUUGAACUAUAAACCAUCCGGUUAUUUCAACACAUGGGAGAAGUUGCAUAGAGAUUUCAUGAAGGAGUUCUAUCCUCCUUCUAAGGCAUCAAAAAUGAAGAAACUGAUCCAACAAUUCAGACAACAACCAUCAGAAUCUCUUUAUGAAUCAUGGAAGAGAUUUAAAGAUCUUCAAGUUCAAUAUCCACAUCAUAAUAUGAGCAUGGGUGAUCUCAUUGUCUCAUUUUAUGAGGGAUUACAUGAUAAUUCCAAAAUUGUUGUGGAUGCCUCUGCUAAUGGAGCUUUCAUGGAGCUUGAUCCUCAAACUGGAAAAGAGAUGCUUGAGAAAAUUUGCAACAACAGUGCAUCAUGGUAUUCCGAAAGAUCCACUCAAAAGCUAGGAGCGGGAAUUUAUGAGGUUGACCAAACAACAGCUUUAACAGCAAAGGUUGAUUCUCUCACAAACAUGAUCCAAAAGCUCACUGAGAAGCAAUCAUCAUCAACUUCUAGCACAUCAACAAAUCCAUCAUCAUCUUUAGCUCAAGUUUUGUUCUGUGAACUCUGUGGAGGAGGGCAUUCUUUUAAGGAAUGCAAUCUUCUAGAACUUACACAAAACGUUCCUUCUGGCCCCACAGUAGAACAAGCCGAUGCUAUAUAUGGUAGACCUCAAGUACCAUAUCAAGGAAACUAUAAUCCUCAAGGGAAGACACAUCCAGGAUUUUCAUGGAGUAACCCAUCAGGUGCAGCAAAUUCACCAUAUCCAUCCAAACCAACACCUCCUGGAUUUCAAAAUCAGCAAGGGUACCCACCGCAACAGCAAUUACCACCACCACCUCAGCAACAACAACAAUUUGUUGGAGUUAAUGACUUCCAGAGAAUGAUGCAAGGUAUCACUAAUCAAUUCUCUCAACUCACCGCUCAACUCAAUCAAAUUCAAGCUCACAACAAAAUGCUUGAGAGCCAGAUUGCUAGUUUUGCUUCACCAUCUACUAGCAAAGCUCAAGGCAAGUUGCCUGCCUACUCUGAACAUCCUAGGGAGAAUGUUAGUGCAAUCACUACAAGGAGUGGAAAACAACUUUCUGAUCCACCACUUGUAGUUGAGAAAGAGAAGAUACCUGAAAAAGAGACUUCACCACUAAAGGAGAACAAUGAAGAAGAUCUGAAUUCUCACUCACAUGAAGGCAAGAAAAAGGUAGUACAACCAUAUGUUCCACCUUUACCAUUUCCUCAUAGAGCAAAUAAAAACACAAUUGAUGAGAGGAGGGAUAAAUUCCUUAAAUGGAUCGGUCAACUCAACACAACAAUCCCACUUCUUGAUGCUCUAAAACAUAUGCCUUCAUAUUCCAAAUUUCUAAAGGAAAUUCUUUCAAACAAGAAGAAGUUUGAGGAGAAAGCUACCGUAGCCAUGAGCGAGGGAUCCAGUGCUAUCAUUCAAAGGAAACUUCCAGAAAAAUUGAAGGAUCCAGGUAGCUUUACUAUUCCAUGCAUAAUUGGAGGGUUCAUGGUCAACAAAGCUUUAUGUGACCUUGGGGCUAGUGUUAGCCUUAUCCCUUAUUCUAUGAGCAAACGCCUUAGUCUUGGUAUUCCCAAAGCUACUUCAAUGACCAUUCAGCUUGCUGACCGAUCUGUUAAGUACCCUGUUGGUAUUCUUGAAGACAUUCCUGUACAGGUUGGAAAAUAUUUCAUCCCUUGUGACUUUGUCGUCCUAGACAUGGAUGAAGAUGAGCGAGUACCUGUCAUAUUGGGAAGGCCUUUCUUAGCCACUGCUGGUGCCAUCAUUGAUGUUAAAAAGGGUACAUUAAAAAUUGAAGUGGGGGAUGAAAGGGUUGAGUUUAAUAUUUUCCAAACGGUGAAAAAUCUUGCAUGUGUGGAAGAUUGUUGGAGGAUUGAUAUAGCUGAUGAAUCUGUGAGAGACUUCACGAGAAUCUUUCACAAGGAUCCUAUGGAGGUUUGUGUUGUGGAGGAAGUCGAAAAAGAUCACGAGGAUGAAGAGUUAGUGGACCGUGUAAAAAAGAAAGAGAGUUGUAAAAGCUUUCACGAGGGGAAGGAAGUGAAAAAACGGAGGAAGGGAGGAAAAUUGCUAUCAGUGGCCAAAGAGUUAAGAAAUAUUCUCAAGGAGAGGACGCAAAGAAGAAACUCAUUGUUCGACUGGAUCAUCCUCCGUAUGAGUAAACCAAUCAGGUAAUGUCGGGCACACGACGUUAAAAAUAGCGCUUCUUGGGAGGCAACCCAAGUUUAUUUACUUUCAUUUGAAUGUGUGUUUUGCUUGUGUGUUUGCAUUGAAUAAUUUUAUUUUCCCACCCAUUUACUCACCCGCCCUGUAUAUAUUUGCCACAUCGAGGACGAUGUUUAAUCCUAAGUGUGGGGGGAGAAUAUGCAUGUUUGUUUGUUUGUGAAUUGCCUUAUCAUCUGUUUAACUUUCAAAUCAUGCAUUCUAUUCUUUCACAUGGUAUGUGGAUUGUUGGCUGGACUUGUCUCUUAAUAAUUGGAUUGAGAAUCAUAAUUUUUGAGCGUUGAGUAAAAUUUUGGUCAAAUUUUAAACUUUGCACAAACACAAAACAUCUCAUGCACGUAAAUGGUUAUCUAGUGAAACUGUUGUUCAAUAUGUUUAAGAUUGUGUAAAACAAGAGUGCUAUGUGCUUUUAUUUUCCUUGACAUGAUUUUCUGACUUGGCACAUUAGGAAAUGAUAUAGGCCAUUUUUCAUAAACCCAUAUACCUAGCCUUACCCAUGUGAUAAAUAUCCCUUGUUCACCCCCUUUGAGCCAUUUUUUUUAAUAAGCGUUAUACGCUUAACCCUGCUUUUCUUAUUUUCUUUCAUAAAAACCUGUUAUAUGUGACCCUUAGCCUAAAAGCCAAACACUUUCCAACCACCCUAAAAUGACUUGCAUAAAUUUUAAUGAGUUUAGAGAGUGUCAUUCACAUUUAGGGAGCUUUAAUAAUUGCAUUUUUGUGAUUACAUAGUUGUUAAUAUUCAUUUAUGGGGUAGUUGUUCUUGUUGUAUUAUCAUUGUACAUAUUGUUCUUGUAAAUUCUUAUUGUUAGAAGCACUAAAAAGCCUUGAAAAAAAAACAAAAAAAUCAAAAAGAAAAAAAAAGAAAAAAAAAAGUCAAAAAAAAAAAAAAACAGAAAAAAAAGGAAAAUGAAAAAAAAAAAAAAAGAAUAAAAAAAAAAUCUAAACAAGGCUAAUUAUCCAUGUAUAUGCUUCUCUCUUUUGUAUAUUGUUUUUUGUACAUUAAUUUACUCUUUUUACUAGUUACUAGUUUACUACCCUUAACUGUUAAAAAUAACAAGUGUUGUAUAGGUUAUUGUCAAAUGCUCCUACUCACUACUUAGUACCUCUCUAAAUUUGUUAAAUUUAUGUCAAGUUCAUUUCUUUUGUUUCCUCAUUAAUUCCCUUUGUUCAUAAGCCUAUCCCACAGACCCCAUUAUUAUAACCCAAUGGUAAAAGUCCUAAUUGAUCUUAAUUGUGUUUUGUCUGAAAUAAGUUGAUAGGAAAAUCUUAUUUUGCAUAAUUUUGCAUGAUUGAACAAAUGAAGCUACAUUCCAUCUUCACACCACACACUUUGUGUUUGUUAGAGUUGAGAUUUGACCAAAACGUUUCAAAUGAUAUGCAAAAUAUUUUUAUGAUUCUCACUACUCUUAUUUUGUGACAAGUCAAGGGAAUUUGAUUGACCAGGUGGAGUGAAAGUAAAGUGUGCAUGAUUUGAGGAUUACACAUAUGAUUUGGAAAUUCAUUUUUGCAUGCUCGUUUGCUUGUGUGAGAUGUACAUAUUUUUGCUUGAGGACAAGCAAAAUCUUAAGUAUGGGGGAGUUGAUGUACUCCUAAUUUACCAUAUUUAUGAUCUUGUUUUGUCACACUUUUAAUACUUUAUUUCUUAUUUUUAAAUAAAAAGGAUUGAUCUUUAUCAUCUUGGACAUUUUAAGGUAUUGCACUUGUUUUGGUAUAUUUUUGAGUUUCAGGACAAUUCGGGACGUAUAUUAAUUUCUGAAAAGAAAUAAAUAUUACUCCCGAGUGAAGACGGAAAAAUCAUCAAGGUGAAGCGGAUCCUUACUUUAACUCCAGAAUAUUUUAUCAAGAAUCCCGAAAUACAUUUCAGAAUAAGUCAGACUGUCCGCAAUAAAAUGUACCGGUUAAUUGAUGACCAGUUAACUGAUCAAGCAAUUAACCGGCCAAACUAAGCAAGUGGCGGAAGUGAAGCCAAAACUUUGGCUGACAAAACUAUUCACUCAUUUGUGAAUAUUGAAAGAGACCCAUACGUAUGAAUUGAGAGCUCUCAAGUCUCAACUCUCAAGAUGUAAAGAAAUAAGGAAAAUUCGAAAGGUAC